This is a messenger RNA of Cryptococcus deneoformans JEC21, 4776 nucleotides long. RefSeq lists its product as hypothetical. Lineage: Eukaryota; Fungi; Basidiomycota; Tremellomycetes; Tremellales; Cryptococcaceae. The coding region runs from base 208 to 4452 and encodes 1414 amino acids. Gene Ontology annotation, biological process: phosphatidylinositol dephosphorylation. Gene Ontology annotation, molecular function: phosphatidylinositol-4,5-bisphosphate 5-phosphatase activity. The transcript is spliced from 10 exons. The record is from RefSeq and is a predicted model, not a curated record.
UUGUUCCAUCGACACGAUACUGCUUGUUAGUCAUCCGUCCCCGCUCCUUUCUGCUGGCCACUCGCCCCGCCCCGUCCCCAGCAUAAUGGCUCCCGAAUUCUAGGCUCCCGCGACGACCAAAGGAGACAGCGUCAAAGGUGCCGUGGAAAGACCCGGCGACAAACACGAAAAAAACACGGAGCAACAGACAACAGACAGCAAACGAGAAUGCCCAGACUCCUGCACGCCCUCGCCCACCACAAGCACAUCUUCCCUUCAGACUCCUCUUCGUCACACCAAGACUAUAAUGCGUCCAUGCAGGACCCAAACAGGUUACGUUCACGGCUACACGCCUUGUUCCACUCGAAAGACAACCAUCCGCAGGAUGACGAUGCACAAGACAGUCGACAACAACGAGCCAUACAAGCAAUAGACGGCGACGAUUGGUCAGGCGAUGGUCAUGAUACUUCUAGAUCGAUGAGCUUUUCAUUUUCAAAUGGAUCAGAGAUCGGAAGUACGGUUGCGCCUCCAAAACCGCAGCGGGAAGCUAUCAAGGUAUUGGUCAUCACUUGGAAUAUGGGCGAUGCACUCCCAAAAGGCGAUCUCUCGGUCCUUCUUGGCAAAGUACCCCCAUACAAGCCACCACAGUCACCCAUUACCGGGCUUCCAUCAUUGCCUAUUGAGAAUGCCCACCCGUACCAUAUCGUUGUGAUCGCCGGUCAAGAAUGUCCGACACCCAGCGGCGCUCCCCGUGGACUAGGCGGUGGAUUAAUAAAAGGCGUGACUCUGCGACACAAGAAGGAGAUUAAAGAAAAGAAGGAGAAAGAAAAGGAAAUCAAGGAAAAGGAUAAAGAGAUUAAAGAGGAAGCCAUCGAUCUUGAGAAAGAUGCUGAAGAUGUGGUGCAAGGAACCAAGUCUCCUGAAAUUGGCGGCGACGACGACGACAGGCUCAGAGCGACCAGCCCAAUGACUCCUCAUUCACCUUUUCUCCAUCGUCUGUCUCCAGCAGCAAAAGGCUGGAGUCAAAUGCUUGACGAUUACUUCUGUGGCCCCAAUUAUCGGUACGACGUGCCCCACUCAUUACCUUCUUCCAACCCUACAUCUUCCCGUGACUCGCCCGUACCCGCUCAUAAACCCAAUAUACAAUCUCCUGUCCCGUCGCCUCAACCCAGCGCUAUACUUCGUUCAUCGUCUGUCCCCAUGACGCCCUCUAACCCAGUCCCUACCCCUCUUGCCAAAAUAGCAGCUACGAACGGCAAGGGAAACGUUCCCAGCCCACAUGGACCUAGUCACCUUAGACCUCCUCUAAGCCCUUUGGCAACAUCACGCUCUUCUCUUGAAUCGGGCUCAAACACGUUUAUAAAUUCGUCAAGCGACGAUUCGGAGGAUAACGGUGAAGACGUUGUCCCCUACAUAAAUCCCGCAGGCGAUAAGAAACUGCAGCAAAAGCCAAAGGCCCUGUCGUCCCCGUCCAAGCAAAAGUUGAAGAGGCCAGAGAUCGUCAUUCCUACGGAAGAGACGAAAAAUGACGAUCAAGGAGCGUAUGUCCACGUGGCAAAGGAGAGGUUGCUUGGGAUGUACCUUUCCGUAUAUGUAUAUAAAGAUGCAGAGCAUCUCAUACAAGGAUUGGAUAAAGACUUUGUGACUGCAGGUUUAGCUGGUGGUCGAUUCGGUAACAAGGGCGGGAUCGGGAUAAGCCUCAAACUCGCCGAUCACCGAUUCCUGUUUGUCAACUCUCACCUCGCCGCACAUACAGAUAGACAAGCAGCCCGUCUUGCCAAUAUCGCCAAGAUCAAAUCCGAACUCCGUCUAGACUGUUUUUUACCCAAGGAUGAUCCUCGAGCGCAAGCAGAAGAUAUUGCGGAUCGAUUUGAUACUGUAUUCUGGUGUGGAGAUUUGAAUUUCCGUUUGGAACUUUCCAGAUUACAUGCCGACUGGCUUAUUGAGCAAAAGAAAUACGCGGAAGCACUCAUGUGGGAUCAACUCAAGAUGGCCAUGGCCGACCCGGAAAUCAAUCCCUUCCCUGGGUUUGAAGAGGGUCCAAUUAAUUUCCCCUGUACCUUCAAGUAUGAUGUAUGGAAAUCCGUCCGCGCAACUAACCGCGAGAUCCGGCGGAACCUCAAACGCCGCAAAUCCUCCGCCUCUGCUGCAUCAGUUGACAUUGAUUCUUCUCAAAUCUCCUCUUCCAACCCUGGUAAUGGUGGUGGCGGUGGUCGUAAAGCAGGUGGGCACCAGAAGUCUUUGAGUGGGGUGCCGGAGGCGGACGCUAUCGAGGAAAUGGGCGAGGAAACGUCUGCAUCUGCACUUGCGCCUGCGGAUGGAAUGAUGUCAGGUCAAGGGCCUAGUCCUACAUCUGGCCAAGAAUCCGACAAGGAUCAGUUAAGACCUCCAUCCAGGAGUGGUGAUAGGAGCGACGAGGAAGAUUAUGGACGACAAUCGUUCGAAUCUAGUCGAUAUACCUCCGGAGUGGCGUCGACUGUGGGUACGGAUGCGGAGGAAGACAAUUCGGACGCCGAUUCUGAACCUCGUUCGCACCACUCCCACAAUCACCGCCAGCACCACCACCAGCAGCAUAAAGCGUUUGAGAGCGCGUUGAAGGAAAAGACUCGGCAUCUGUUGGGUUUGGUCAAGAUGGAUGGGAUUUUGACGGGCAGCCCUGGCAGACGGAAUCAUAAUAGUAAUAAUAGUGAUAAUAAUAAUAUUGGAAGAAGAGUCAGUAAUAGGAACAGAGGGGAGAGUACAAGUACCGCCAGGCGGGAAAGACGCAAGGAAGAGCAAGACAGGAACGAGUACGAAUCUCGUCGGGCGUCCAUGUCGAGUUUUGCGUCUACCAACAUUGGCACCGAGUACACUACUGAACCCGACAUUGGGCGACUGUCCAAUUCUUCUUAUCGCAGUAUCCGAAAUCCUACCGCUUCAUCCCAGGAUGACCAUCUAGGCAUCCCCUCCAAAACGGAUAGAUCAGUCACUUCACACAGUUCAGCCUCACCGCCCAGCUACGCCGGCGACUGGACCAAGCCUCCUUUUACAAGGAGACUUUCAGGGAUGAAACGGACUUCGAGCAGCAAGUCGGUGUAUAGGGAAUUGGAAGAGGGGGAAGAUUUGGAUAAUGAUUUGGAUGUUGAUAGGCGCGAAGGAGUUUAUGAUAGUUCAAAAAAACAAAGAGUGCCGAGUUGGUGUGAUCGAGUGCUGUGGAAAGCGCACAUUACCCCCGAUCCACCUCUUGAGCCGAUCAGUGAAGACCAUGACCCUUCGCUUAACCAUGAACGGCCAUUAUCAAGAAUCUCCACCGCAUUUUCUAAUUUUGGUGGGCAUUUCAGGCUACCAAUGGGACGUGCAUCUACCAAGGAACCUUCUUUGCUGGUACCCACCUCAACAAGGUCUGGGAAGAAAUUGGAACAUGCUGUAAAGGAGAGUGAUGAGGAUGAUCACUGGGGGGAAAAAGUUGACAAGGCAUUGAGGUUUGAUGCGGAUCGCAAUAUGAGCGACAGUUUCGUCUCAUCGCCGCCUGAAUCGCCCGAUCUAAGAUCUACGGGGACCGAAUCGGGUCUCAUCCCUGCCCCACGGCAAGUAAGUCCUCUGGGCAAGGAACAAAAGUUCUUUUCUGCUAGUAAAUCUAUCCCGCCCCUUUUGACGCCGAAGAUGAGUCCAGUCAAGACUGAGUCAGAAUCGUCAUCUCCUCGGAUUACUCAUUCAGCUCCCGAUCCUGGCAAACGGAAACUCAGCUUUGACCCGACAUCAUCUUCGCCUUUAAAAGGAACUUCCACUCCCCCAACCGAUCAGUCGUCUCAUAUCGACCGAGUUAAAUCACCAGCUUCUCGACCUCGAUCGAAUUCUGAUAGCACUGGAGACCAAGGGGUUGAGCAGGAAAAGGAAAAGAAGAAGGGUAGAGUGAGCGAUGGCAUUGUUGGGGCUCUGGCUACUCCCACAAAAAUCGAAACCAAAUUGAGUGUUAUGGGAAGAGGAAAUGGUGCGAGCCCGAGGAACAAGAGUCCCAAGGGAACGGAUUCACCUACUAGAGCAGCUACUUGGCAGCCCUUGCAAUCUUCCAAGACAGAAUCAGCUACUAACACUGCCGAAACGCCCCUACCGCCCAUCCACUCCAAGUCAUACGCUCCUUCCCGUCCCACGUCGUCCAACAUGGACAGCAACCCUUCUUUCCAGCCUCUGACGCACGCAACGACGUUGGCUGGACCGGCGCCUACUGUCAGUAACAGGCGAGAGCACGAUAAGAACGCUUUCAUGAGGUUUUUGAGAGACUUGCCUGGGUGGUUGCAUAGGAGCGAUAGGAGUACGGAAGAGGAAAAGGAUAAAGAUGAGACUGGUGAAGAGUUGAACCAGGAGGAGAAGAGGUGGCAAAAGGGGGAAGUGAGAUGUUUGCAUUAUGGGACUAUCGAUGAUGCUGGAAUGAGACUAUUGGAAGGCAGAUCAGACCAUAGACCAGCUAUUUUCGCGGGAGCCGUGUACAUCUAGUCCGGACUUGAUCGUUUUAGACCUUUCCUGUCGCGUAGCGACUACAACAGCUGGGAAGUUUACUUUCGUUUUUAUAAAUUUUGACGAUACCUCAUGAUUACGAUACUAUGGAUUUAAUAUGGACAUUUCGAUAUAUCCCGUUCCUGCCAAGACAGGCAAAAAUCAUACAAGUGCAUGGUAUGAUAGGUAUAGUCGACUCGCAGCGUCGUUGAGCCAUUAAUAGCAAGUCACAAGAGGCAUUAAUUCAGCGACUAGUAUAUGAGGGGGUAAGGCUGGAAGUGAGAUGGUAUAAACUGUCUAAUGGAUGUAAGGUGGUCGUCAUGG